AUGGGAAAAUCAAAUCUAGACCUGGUCAGCGAAUGUGACAACUUCCCCUACUACGAGGACGACCGCAACGCAUACACAGAGAACCUGAACAACUACCAUGCAUUUAAAGUCUCAGGGUACAACUGCACGCUGGGAUACAUUCUCAACGAAGUCGUCGAGAAAUUCCCCUGGUCCGACAACUGCUGGACCAUCGACUCAGCCGCCCGCACCGUGACACUAGUGACACCCCCGGACGCCAACCCCGCAGUCCGCAGCAAGCUGGUCGCCGAGGACAUCGCCAAAGCAGUAAAGCAAGACAAGUUCGAAAUUUUGAAAGGCUGGCGCAACGAGAAAUACCCCGUCUACGGCCCCGGCGGCGAGUUUCUGCUCGAGAUGGAACGCGCCGCAUCCCCGCUCUUCGGCAUCGUCUCCUACGGCGCCCACCUCACAGGCUACGUGCACGACGUAACCGGUCUCAAGAUCUGGGUACCGCGCCGCGCGAAGAACAAGCAGACAUACCCGAGCUUGUUGGACAACACCGUCGCCGGUGGGAUGUGCACGGGCGAGAGACCGUUCGAGUGUAUUGUCCGUGAGGCGAUGGAGGAGGCGUCGCUGCCCGAGUCUGUCGUGCGCGCUGCGACGGUGUCUAGAGGCUGUGUUACGUACUCGCAUGUGCGGGAUGCGCGGGCCGGCGGGGAGACGGGUCUUAUCCAGCCGGAGGUUGAAUAUGUCUAUGACUUGCAGCUUGAUCCUGGGGUUAUUCCGAAGCCUGGGGAUAAUGAGGUUGAGGAGUUCAAGUUGUUGUCCAUUCCGGAGGUGCAGCAGGCGCUUGCGCGGGGAGAGUUCAAGCCCAACUGUGCGAAUAUUAUGAUUGAUUUCUUUGUGAGGCAUGGGCUUUUGACACCGGAAAAUGAGCCGGACUUCUUGCAGAUUGUGGCCAGGUUGCAUCGUCGUUUGGAAUACCCGACUGCUUCGCAUUGUGCGAGGUAG
Molecule: messenger RNA, 969 nt
Organism: Penicillium bovifimosum
Lineage: Eukaryota; Fungi; Ascomycota; Eurotiomycetes; Eurotiales; Aspergillaceae
Product: thiamine pyrophosphokinase-related protein
Exons: 2
Coding region: 1-969 (322 amino acids)
Molecular function (GO): 8-oxo-dGDP phosphatase activity
Source: RefSeq, a predicted model, not a curated record